AUCCUUCUUCGUAAACGCCGUGUGUGGCUCACCUUCCGCCUCGCUCGUUCUCUACGCCUCGCUCCCUCUGUUCGUGCCUUCCUCCUCUCAAAACCCAUUCCGGUCUCCUCGUCUCGCUUCUCUUCUCUCCCUCCUUUAAACCCUAACUAAACCCGCUCAUGUGCCUUCGCUUUCCGUCCAAUUCGCCACCAUGCCGCCCUCUUCCAUCAGUCAGGAGCCAUCCAGUCUCCUCGAUCUCCAAUGCCUUCUCCCCCUCGACUCCUUUCUAGGUCGAAUUUCCUUUUUCCCUACUUCUUCCUCCUCCUCCUCCUCCGUCCCCCUUAGCUUACCCUUGUGUUCCGCCCCCCCGAGCAGGAGGAACCGCCGGCCGGCCGCUCUCGCCUCGCUCUCCGGAGGGGCGCCGUUAUCCUCGUCGAGGCUCCACCGCCUCUGGGGCGAGUUCAAUCGGUUCUUGCGGCUCCACUGCGAGCGCCGUGUCCCGAUUGGGUUCGGCUCGAUCGGUGUCUCGAAUGAUGAGAUCCGGUUGGAUGGUGAGGGCCCCGCGGUCGUCGAGGACGACGGCGUGCCGGUCAAUGGAGUGGCAGAGUACGAGAGGCCCAAAAAAGUUCUGAUCUUGAUGAGCGAUACUGGCGGAGGACAUCGGGCGUCGGCGGAAGCCAUCAAGGCCGCCUUCAAUCAGGAAUUCGGAGACGAGUACCAGGUGUUCGUGACGGACCUGUGGACCGACCACACCCCAUGGCCGUUUAAUCAGUUGCCUAGGAGCUAUAACUUCUUGGUAAAGCACGGUGCUUUAUGGAAAAUGACAUACUAUGGCACCGCCCCUCGCUUGGUGCAUCAACCUCAUUUUGCGGCAACCUCAACAUUUAUAGCUCGAGAAGUUGCCAAAGGGUUGAUGAAGUACCAACCUGAUAUUAUUAUUAGUGUACAUCCUCUAAUGCAACAUGUUCCGCUUCGUAUCCUAAGGGCAAAAGGUCUGUUGAAGAAGAUCAUCUUUACUACGGUUGUGACAGAUCUGAGCACAUGCCACCCGACAUGGUUCCAUAGGCUCGUAACAAGAUGCUACUGUCCUUCUUCUGAAGUGACAAAGAGGGCAUUAAAGGCUAGACUGCAGCCUUCACAGAUCAAGGUCUAUGGCCUUCCAGUGCGUCCUUCUUUUGUUAAGCCAGUGCCACCUAAGGCUGAACUAAGAAGGGAGUCAGGCAUGGAUGAGGAUUUACCUGCUGUUUUAUUGAUGGGAGGAGGGGAAGGAAUGGGCCCUAUCGAAGCUACUGCCAGGGCACUUGGUGAUACAUUGUUCAAUGAGAAUCUUGGAGAACCCUUAGGUCAGAUCCUUGUAAUCUGUGGUCGAAACAAAAAACUUGCCAACAGAUUGCAGUCGAUUGACUGGAAGAUUCCUGUUCAGGUAAAAGGUUUUGUUACUAAGAUGGAAGAAUGCAUGGGUGCUUGUGACUGCAUAAUAACCAAAGCAGGACCAGGAACUAUCGCAGAAGCCAUGAUCCGUGGUCUCCCUAUUAUUCUAAAUGACUAUAUUGCAGGGCAGGAAGCUGGCAAUGUUCCUUAUGUUGUGGACAAUGGAUGUGGAAAGUUCUCAAAAUCACCAAAAGAGAUAGCAAACAUUGUUGCACAGUGGUUUGGUCCAAAAUCUGACGAGCUAAGAGCCAUGUCUCAAAAUGCUCUGAAAUUAGCACGCCCAGAAGCGGUUUUUAAGAUUGUUCAUGAUCUUCAUGAGUUGGUGAGACAAAGAACUCUGGUGCCUCAGUACUCUUGUUCCACCUGACCUUACUAUUAUCAUACUUCACCGAUCUGAUGAUCUGAGUUGUCGGCAAUCUUGUGAUUCAUUUUCAACAUUUUUUCUGUAUCAAUCAAAAUAAUCCUUUUGCGUGCUUUUUGCACUUUCA
Messenger RNA from Musa acuminata AAA Group (dessert banana), 1898 nucleotides. RefSeq names its product probable monogalactosyldiacylglycerol synthase 1, chloroplastic. Gene Ontology annotation, molecular function: hexosyltransferase activity. The transcript has 8 exons. The record is from RefSeq and is a predicted model, not a curated record. NCBI's taxonomy places the organism in Eukaryota, Viridiplantae, Streptophyta, Magnoliopsida, Zingiberales, Musaceae. Bases 191 to 1777 code for a protein of 528 amino acids. Gene Ontology annotation, biological process: glycolipid biosynthetic process.